AUGCCGCCUUCCACGGCCCUCCCAACCUUCUAUUGGGUUGUCUUCGGUCUCUACGAGCCACUGCUCACGAGCCUUGGUUUCAUGGGAGCAGUGUUCGAUCCGAAAUCGACCCACGACCAGCAGGCACCGUGGCCCGCAGGCGGGCCGCCCGACGAGAUGCCAUUGGCGACUCGCGUCACCCUCCUACAACUAGGUCACGUCGCAGGCCUUCUCGGUCUGCUGAAUUUCUUCGUGCUCUCGGCGUGCCGCAAGUACCUCUUCUCGCAACCCGCGUUGCAGGAGAAGAUCGUAGGCGCUCUGCUCAAGCCUCUCCUUCUGGGAGACUUCCUGCAUAUCGCUAUCACGCUAUGGGCGCUGGGAGACAGCCGGUGGGAUAUUGCGAAUUGGGGUGGCAUUCUGUGGAUCACGGUCGUAACCGGCCUUAGCUUGAUGAUCCCCAGGAUAUCUUGGCACAUGGGGAUUGGGCGGUACGUUGAUGCGAGGGACAGAAACAUAGGGAAGACGGCCUAA
Postia placenta MAD-698-R-SB12 is the source of this 510-nucleotide messenger RNA. RefSeq lists its product as hypothetical. Lineage: Eukaryota; Fungi; Basidiomycota; Agaricomycetes; Polyporales; Adustoporiaceae. The record is from RefSeq and is a predicted model, not a curated record. The coding region runs from base 1 to 510 and encodes 169 amino acids. The transcript has 2 exons.